Somion occarium is the source of this 866-nucleotide messenger RNA. The record is from the annotation of a GenBank genome assembly. Lineage: Eukaryota; Fungi; Basidiomycota; Agaricomycetes; Polyporales; Cerrenaceae.
GCCGUCAUCGAGGUCUUUAGCAAGCAGUUCUAACUCCUACAUUCUACUCUUCUGUGAGCCGUCCUGAUGUUCAAUAUGGAACAAACAAGCUUGGACCCUGCUCCUGUUUUAUCAUAUCUUGGUCUGCCUCAGGAUUAUGGGCCAUGCCCAGCUCACAGUCCAAUCGAUUUUCUAACCCAACACCUGCGACAUUUACCACCAAAUAUCCUCGCUCAGUUCUCGUCUGUAACAACACCCAAGCAACGGACAACUGUGUCCGCUAUACGCAAUAGACGUUUAAGGUAUACAGAAUCUAAUCCACCUGAAUUGAGCUUCACAGGAGCCAAGUCGACAUGGCCGACCCUGUGGCAAGGGAGGGAGCCUCGUGGAAAAGAUGAAGCCAAAGAAGAGCAGGAAUGGGCCGAGAAACAAUUUCUUGAAGGCCAGGAGAAGCAUCUUGGAAAACUGGGUGCUUUGCUCGGCGCAUACGAGGAGGAGCGCGAGGCGGAAAGGUUCAGGAGUAUUCGUCGCCAUGAAGCCGAACUCGCAGAGUCACUCCCAGAGGAGGAUGAAGAUACCGAUGAAGACGAGGAACCUGGUGCGGCACCUCUAGAAGAGUUGACUCCCGAGGAUGCUCAAGAAUUGUUUUUGCGAAGAGUCAAAGAGCGCUUCAUCUAUGGCUUGCUUGACUCAAUUGAUUAUGAAAAGGUCGAUUGGGAUGAACGAUGGGACGUUGGCAUCGAUAGGGAUGAGGAAGAUCGUUGGUUCGACGAAGAAGAGGAGAGUAUCGCAGUUGACCUUGGAAUAUAAGCAUGCUCGAACAUCAGCCAAUGAUCUUCGCGAUGGGCUCUCUUUCUGUGUGGUAUGCCGAGAAUUCAACCGACUCG